Messenger RNA from Artibeus jamaicensis (Jamaican fruit-eating bat), 5431 nucleotides. It is a transcript of the gene TMEM26, whose product is annotated as transmembrane protein 26. The record is from RefSeq and is a predicted model, not a curated record. The coding region runs from base 266 to 1372 and encodes 368 amino acids. Lineage: Eukaryota; Metazoa; Chordata; Mammalia; Chiroptera; Phyllostomidae. The transcript is spliced from 6 exons.
UGCGGGCCCCUGACGCCCGGGAAAGCCCAGCAGUCCUGACAGGCUGGACUUAGAGUCUCCAGCUCUUUGAAGAGUUCUCAGGAAGUUUGGGGGAGGGGCGAGCCACUCUCUCCUGUUCUAAGCGCGCGCGGGAGGGUGAGGAGGAACCACAGUGGCAGCAGGUCUCGGAACUGUCACAUUCCAGCUCACGGACGGCCGGGGUCAGGCGCUCUUGGCGGGGUCCGCGGGGCACGAGUGAGCGGGAGGGCAGAGCGCGCCUGCCAGCAUGGAGGGACUGGUCCUGUUCAACGCGCUGGUCACCCGGCUGCUGUUCUUCCUGCACUCGCUGGUCGGGGUCUGGAGAGUGGCCAAGGUAUAUGAGGAGCCGAUGUACUUGCUGCUCUCGCUGCUCACCCUCUUGCUCUUCCUGGAGACUGCGCUCACCCUCAAGUUCAAGCGCGGCAGAGGCUACAAAUGGUUUUCACCAGCCAUAUUUGUAUAUCUAAUUAACAUCGUUCCAUCAUUGUGGAUUCUUGAAGUGCACCAUGGGACCCAGUCUUAUGGUAGCCAAUCUGAAGGAAUGUCACAGAAUACCAGCAGCAAAGAAGACUUCAAUCGGACGCUGAUGUCAAGAGAACACACCGGUGGAGGGGACGGUCUCUUUGAGACGGCCCGAGUUUUUAUACAGAACUUGUCUGAAGUCCCGGAGAAAGACUGGACUUUGGCGCUCCAUCAGACACUCUUGUUAAUGCUCAUAAUUGGGAGAUGGCUUCUACCUAUCGGGGGCACAAUCACUCGGAACCAACUCUCAGAACUUCUCCUUAUGUUUGUGGGGACAGCUGCUGACAUACUGGAAUUUACAAGUGAGACCUUGAAAGAAAACAAUGUGAGGAAUAACCCUGCCCUCGUCUAUGCCAUCCUUUUUAUAUGGACCUGGGGCCUGCUGCAGUUUCCCCUCGACCUGGCAGUGCAGCAUGACGUGUGCCCCUCGUCUUUCAGAGCCAGGGCGUUCCCCAGCAUGUUAUUUUGCCAGCACAGCGCCGAUCUGUGGAACAUUGGGAUCACUGUCUUCAUCCAAGACGGCCCCUUCCUUACCGUGCGGCUCGUGCUGAUGACCUAUUUCAACGUGAUCAACCAGAUGCUGGUGUUCUUCGCUGUGAAGAAUUUCCUCGUGGUGGUGUUACACCUCUACCGCUUGGUUAUCUUGGUCCUGGUCGUCCGGGCCUCCUUGCAAAGCCAGCCACAAGUUCUGCAAGGAGAGCACAGUGGUCCCGCUGGAGCAGCCGACAGAGGGGUCUCACCUGGGGACUGGGAGAGAGGCUCCAAGGAGGGCGUGGCGAUGCCUUUGCGGGGCUCGCCAGUCGCCUCCGACGGUGAUUACCCCACGCCGUAGUUAUUUAUCGACAGUAGCAUGCAAGUGAAUUAUUUGACUUGCCAGUUUUUCUUACAAACAGAAUCUCCUUCUUCCUUUUUAAAAAAAAAAACCUUGCCUAAUCAUAAUUUUCCAAAGAACAACAUAAAAAUGAUCUUAAACCAGUCAAAAUAAUGUCCAUGGAGUCACUUUAAAAUGGAGCUAGAGCUGCCAUCCUUGCAGGUCUGACGCCUCACACUUUGGAAGGUUAAGACCACAAAACAAAACUACCUUUGGAUGGGACCUAGAGCAACAUUGUAUCCCCCAAAAACUGCCCGCAAGGAUAACAAGAAAAGUAGAUAUUCUGACUACCGGAUUUACAGCUACCUGACCACCAACUGAAAACCUUGUUUAGCAUUAGCAUCCUUGUGUCAUGUUAUGCGCACCCAUAGAAGUGCCUUCCUUCUAUUGAUGUCACCGUUCUCCUUCCCUUUCUCAGAAAUACCCCUGGUCUUUGUCUCCUCGUUGGAGCAUUAUUUGGGCUUCCCCCUGAAUCGGUGCUUUCUGAAUAGCUAUUUUUAUCGAUCUCAAAUAAAUGUUUAUUGCCUUUCACUUUGGAAGGGCUUUUAGUUUUAGGUUAUCAAAACAAAGCUGGGAAUUUUUUUUUUUAACUGAAUGGAAAGAACUUUGAUUAGCGGCCAUGGCUUUGACUUCUGUGUGAUGGUAUCAGAUGUUAGAGUGUUUCAUCGACUAAGUGAUUUGUUUGUCCUGAAGGGUUUGCAAAGCUGUGGACCGGGUUCCAAUGACAUGCCCUCAGGAGAUUCAGUGCAAACUGUCCCAGCGGUUACCUGAAAACAGAAGCUUUGAACUUCGGCUCCAUUGUCAGACUAUCUCAUAUGAUCUCUUCUGCAAUGUCCCUCUGACGUUAAAAAAAAAAAGUACAUUCUGUGAAUGCAGAACAAAUAAAGGGUAAUGUGUCUUUAAAAUUACCUCAGUGUGUGCUAGAGACAGUGAACAUCUCAGCCCAGCUACUAGAGCACGGAGAGCCCUCUUCACUGCUGCACACGCCUUCCCAGAACAUCAUUUUUCUGGGCUGAUGUGGUGCUCUGUCAAGGCGCAUAUGCUCUUACAGGAAUUUUAUUGCUUUUGGCUUGAGCACCACAAAAUUCACAGCAAGCCAUUUCAGUUAGAGAUCUACUGGUUGCGAGGCAGGAUAUCCUGGUAAUGCGAGCAAAGUCACAAUUUCCACUCUGAACGUGAUUUGCAGAAUUUGUCAGUAUUUUUCUUAACUGAACUUCACUGUUUUCUGUAUACCCAAGUCGAAUUUUGUGCGUUGGUGCAAGGAAGUGCUGAAUCAGUGAAUAAUGGGGUUUCAGGCCCUUGAAGUGUUACCAUAGUUUUUGGUGACUGCCAGCAGUCACUGCAGCCCCUCUGAGCUGCCACAACAAGGCAUGGCCUUAGGUCUCAGGAAAGGGGCUGGUGAUGGAGGCUUGCAUCAGCCCCAUGGCCUUCGAUUAGUGAUAGGGGUCAGAAUACGUGUGGUACAGCAUUUGGAAAUCAGGACAUUUGCCUUUGUUCUCUGCAUUAAGAGUUCAUUUUUCCUAUAUUGAGAUAGUCACACUUUUUCUAUACACUGCUGUACUUUCCAGAUGGAGGUAAUUCAGAACGUUUUCUUUCUUAUUUUUGCUUUUAAACGUACAGUGUGAAAACUUACCUGGCUAUAUCAGAGUAAUUGCAUGAGGCAAACAGUUUAAAAACUAUUUUUCUGGGGCUCCUCUUAUUAUCCUCAGGAACUCAGAGAGACUUUGAAAUAACGCAGGGUAUAACCUUAGAUUAGGUGUGACUUCAUUGGGACAAUUAAUUGGGACAAUUUUAUCUAUAAGUCCAUGUGACAUGAUAUCUGUUCAAAAUAUCUGAUAAAAACUUUCAUAAGCAAUCUCUGUUUUUAUGCAGAGAAAUCAGUAGUUUCCGAGUAAUGCGUUCCUCAGUGCCUCAUACCAUGCUUCUAUUUCUUUUCUUCCAUGUGUUUCUCAUUUUAACAAUCUGAUUGUAAAGUUACCCAUGAAACUAAUGGGAUGCAUUUAUAAUUUUCCAUAAUAAUUUUAUGAAAGAUCAGGAAAUCAUAUCUAUAUAAAGGAAGAAACUUGACAACUUUUAAGGGCAUGUUAUUUAAAAUGCUUCACAACUGAAAGCAAAAUAAUAACUGCUAUUUAUAAAAAUGCCUCAGCAGAGUCUGUUUUUCUGUUGACUAUUUUAUGGUGAAUGUUUUCCUCCACAACAUGUAUGUGCUACUUAUUAUUGCAGAUUUGCUCAUGGCAUACUUUUCAUGUUUGAAUUUUUUUCCAGCAAAACAAACAGUGGGCCUCUAAAAAUAGAUCAGUAUAAAGUAAUACGGGCUGUUGCAAGGAUAUUUUUAAAUGCUUUCGCAUCUAAGACUUGGCACGGCUUUGUGAAUGAGUUUCUAGUAUUUAAGUGAAGUAUUUUGUAAUUAACAUUCUGCCGAAGGCCUGGGAAAUAUGAAGUUCGAAGCCUCGCUGCACUUUGAGCUCCAAGAAGGCAGAAAGCACCCAGGACCAUCACAGCAGCUGAUGGUGGGAAGAACAGAAACACACUGUGGCAACGUUUUCCAGGAAAAUCUACUUAGGGCGUCAUUGGUUAACCUAACUGCCAGUGCUCCAACUCUUUUGAAAUUACUGUUCUUAUUGUAGAAAUAAAAUCUAUAUCCAUUUAGCUUAUUUAAAAAUAAAACUUAAGUGCAAGUUGUAUCCCUAGCACCCCUCAUGAAAAGCUAAAAAUUUAUUUAGUUAUUUAAUUUUUUUUAGUAGAAUACUUAGCAUUUUUUAGUAGAAUGCUAAACAGGAUGUUUGAAAGCAUCCAAGUGUCUGCUGUAAGUAAAGUGGCUGGAAUAUGUUGACAUCCUGGGACUUGUGUCCCUUUAAUUUGUAAUCAGAGAGGUGACUCUGAUCAUCUGUAUGAUAUAAUGCAGGCCACACCUCUGUACCUGUACGGACCCUGUAUACCCUGUACAGACACAGGCCAGUUCCCUGCCGCCGAAGAAAGUGGCUCAUUUGUUAUCGCUGUUUUAUUUUAAUUGCUUGAAUAAAACUCAGUCAAAUAUCCUCUCUCAAAACAUAGUUCACUUGUGAGAAAACACAAUGUACCUAUUUUAGUGAUUCUGUGUAAAAACUCAUCUCAUAAACAUUUUGUGUGUUUUCUUUACCCUUUCUAAAGAUUAAUCUCAGAGAACGUAACUUGACAUUGCAAGAUUAGUAAACUGUCUCUGUCUUUGAUGAUGUUGUUAAUUCAUAUUUAAACUGAAACAGAUAACAUAUACAAGUAAAAAUUUGAGUUGGCAAUAACAUUCUUUUUAAUCUUCCCAAAUGAACAUUGCUGCCCACAUGUAGCAGUUGGCUCUGCUGCUGUUUCACUAACAGGCAGCAGCAGUUCAGGACUCAUAAUAUCAGAAAGACAGGCUAAGAAAUAUCGGGAUUUACUAUUGUAAUAUUAAUUGCUAACUUAAUAGCAAUUUUUCAAAGCGUCGGAAGGCGUGCAUUGUAGGUGUGCAUGCUUUAGGGGUUUUACCCAGGUUUCAAAGCUCAACACUGACUCUUACCAUGUUUGGCAUUUAAUCUCCAUGACUCUUAAUCAACUCUCCUGUUAAAAGAAAGAAUUGCAAGAGGCCAAGUCUCUGUCCACAUUCACUCUAAUCUGGUGCCAGGAAAGUGAGAUCCUGAAGUAUUAUGGAGCCUUGGAGAAGUAACUGAAAAAAGCAAACAAUUGAAUUACAAGGAAAGAUUGUUACCCUUUUUCUAAUGUCAGACUUUGUGUUUUUCAUUUAAUGGACAUUCUGAUCCACUCUCGGAAAGAUCUGAUUUGGGAUUAAACUACAGCUGGAGGGUGUUUAUAGCUCUGAGACUUCAAAUAACGUUCCUUAUGACAGGAGUAACUCUAAACAACAUUUGAAUAACAAGUGCUAUGGCCUUAUAUAUUAUGAGUGUCCAGCAUGUAUUUUAUAAGAAUAUUUCCUCUGAAUUAUUCAUAUUUAUAAUAUUUUGCCAUGAAUGACCUUUGUAUUUUGUUUUAUAUGCAUAAAGUAAUUUG